Molecule: messenger RNA, 2306 nt
Organism: Tilletiaria anomala UBC 951
Lineage: Eukaryota; Fungi; Basidiomycota; Exobasidiomycetes; Georgefischeriales; Tilletiariaceae
Exons: 4
Coding region: 181-2223 (680 amino acids)
Biological process (GO): mitotic intra-S DNA damage checkpoint signaling; double-strand break repair; replication fork processing
Cellular component (GO): Holliday junction resolvase complex; nucleus
Source: RefSeq, a predicted model, not a curated record
CCGGCGAUGACCUAAAGAUGGUCCUUUGAGAGCGGUGGCAGCUGGGGACGCUGGGGAAAGGACAAUAGUCACGCUAUUGGUCUGCUGUGGGCUGUGUUCGCACUACUUUGUGUUUUCGAUUGGGCGUGACACACUGUGUGAGCCUGAAGUCUGCCGCUGUGCAAACCUGGCGCAGCCACCAUGCCCGAGACGAUCACUAUCGACUCGGACGAUGACAGCGCCAGCUUGCCUUCCCAAACGACGCAGGCAGCCGAUGCAGGGCGACGCACUUCCCACCUGCGGUCCUCUCCCCUUCAUUCGAACUAUCCAUACCAGACUCGGGAGCAAGAUGAUACAGAGCGCAGUGCUCUUACCACGCUACGAGUCAAUGCUCAAGCGAGGAAUGACGAUGUAGCUCUUAGGCGGCCUGGCUUGAAUUCCAUUCUUCCGCGCCCAGUGCGAUCCAAAAGCGGCCGUAGCUUGCUUUCCGCUCUUGAUGCUGCUGCAUCUAGCGAUAACGAUGGAAUCACUCGAUUGCGAGAGGCGGAAAGCAGCAGGGGUAAAAUGAAUGGGAAGAGCAAAGCCAAGGGGAGCGUGCAUCUCGAUCUCGACGAGUCUGCAGAAGAAGACAACAUUUUAGGAAUAGGACCAUCAUCCCGCACAGCUUUCUCGCUCACAGGAAAGGAAUCACAACGCUCAGCACUGCGAUCGUCCGACUUAUCCUCCGACCUGCCUUCUUCCCCUGUUAUCGCUCGCACGAUCAGUGCGCCGACAGCGCCUACCGCGCGAAAGGGCAAGUCAGCCACCGGUCGCGCUGCUGCUUCCAAACGACCCGGGGUGUUGUCCCACAGCGAUACUUCGGACGAUGACAACCUGCAAGGCAUGCGCGACAAUGUACUUGGCAAGAGGCCCACGGGCGGAGCAGGACGUUUGACUAAAAGAUCGAAGACGAUCGGUGAUCUACCUUCAGGCCCUUCGGAAACGAGCUUGGGAAAGCAAAGACAAAAGGAGACAGUGUUCGGCAGGAAAGAGAUAGAGCGCAUGGCCAAGGAGCGCGAAAAUCAGGAAAAGAAGGCCGAACGUGAACGGCAUUUGGAAGAAAAGAGACAGUGGCAAGAAGCGAAUAAGCUUCGCACGUCCAAAUCUGAAACUACCAAAGAGCUAAUCAUUGAGAUGGACUCGGGGCUCUUCACAGCCGGCAGCGGCCCACUCGCAUCGCUAAAGCAGCAGCUACUUGGCGAGCUGGAAAAGGACGGUGCGACGACGCACGUGAAGGACCGCGUCUAUGACAGCAUAGCAACAGCCAUAGAUGCACAAGAGCAGCUUGAAGGUCUCCACGCUAUUCGCAUUCUCCGCAAGCGUACCGCACGCAUCGAUCCAGUCCGGCGAAGCUUUGUUCCCCUACCCAAGGGCACCGUCGAGAUUGAAGACGAGAAGACGGCCAUCGUCUGUUUGACGUGCCACAAGCUGCUGAGCCUCGUCGAGGACGGGAAUCUGAUCAGCACGCUGCGUUCGUUCCGGCAGGGCUUAGGGCUGCUUUUCCACCAGGUUGUGAUCCUCGUUCAGGGCCUCGGCGUACAUUUCCGCAAAAUGCGCAACAAGAGCAAUCGCGAGUACACUGCCGCUGUCCGGCAGCAGGUGCACCAGGCUGCGACGUUAGGAGCGGCCACAGGUGAUGAUACGGCGACCGCUAGUGCAUCGCGAAGGAGAAAGGGCCGCACUGUGGAGGAGUUUACAGUCACGCGAGAGCAGUUGGACCGCGAGCUCAUGAAGCUACGAGUUGCUGAGAGGUGCUUCGUGGUGCAGGUGGAAAAAUCGGGAGAGGUGGUGCAGUGGAUCGUCAGCAUAAUUCAGGAUGUCGGAAUUCGGCCCUACAAAUUGAUCCGCAAUUCGCAUCUCUCCUUUGCGGUGGACACCAAAGUCGCGGCGGGUUUGACGGAUGAAGCGACAUUUAGCGCAAUGUUGCAGCAAAUCCCACGCAUGACGGAACCACAAGCAGACAGCAUCGUUUACACGUUUGCGACCAUGCGCAACUUGAUGGACAGCAUCCAUUCCAAGGGGACCGCAUCAUCGUCGGCAACAGGGGGCCCAAUGAACGCCGCCAUACAGGAGAUUGCAGACUGCACAGUGUCAACGACCAAAGAUGGCAAGCUGAGACAGAAGGGAGUCAGAGUUGGAGAUGCGCUGGCCAAGCGUUUAGUCAUGGCGCUGUCUUCGACAGACCCUUUGACGCUCAUGAGUUGAAACCUGUUCAGGUCUCUUGCCUCUGUGCACGCGUUCCGAGCUUUGUAUUCUUUUGCUGAUGAAGAAAUGAAGACAUGUAUGCG